This is a messenger RNA of Stylophora pistillata, 1280 nucleotides long. Its product is annotated as zinc metalloproteinase nas-15. Gene Ontology annotation, molecular function: zinc ion binding; metalloendopeptidase activity. NCBI's taxonomy places the organism in Eukaryota, Metazoa, Cnidaria, Anthozoa, Scleractinia, Pocilloporidae. Gene Ontology annotation, biological process: proteolysis. The record is from RefSeq and is a predicted model, not a curated record.
ACUACACGGAGUUUUCAAUUGAUUGUCACAGGUGUACAGCUUAUGUUAAACUGACGCGACAUGAAGUGGUUGGCUGCUCUUGCAUUGUUCAGAACAGUCCUGUGUGCACCAUACAUGUAUGGCCAUACUGCUGAAGAAAAUAUGCGUAUUCACGACAGAAACCUCUUUGAAGGAGACAUACGUCUCACAAUGGAGCAGUUUUACAAUAUCGAACACGGACUGGAUGUCGACAGCUCCCGAAAACGAGGCUCAAUAGCACGGGACUCUCUGUGGCCGAAUGGAGUGGUACCUUAUGAAAUCCACUCAAGUCUACGUGGUAAUUCUGACGCUGAGAGAGCCAUUAAACAAGGAAUCGAAGAGUGGACUUCGAAAACUUGUCUCCGAAUUAGGAAAAGAAAUGGUGAAAGCGAUUACAUCGUUUUUGGAUAUUGGGACGGAUGCUGGUCAUACAUUGGUCGAAUAAGAGGUCCCCAACGGAUCUCUCUUGGUAAUGGCUGCUGGCGGAAAGGAACUGUAGCUCACGAAAUUGCCCAUGCCUUGGGUUUCUAUCAUGAGCAAUCAAGGCCUGACAGAGACGACUAUGUUGUGAUUAAAUGGGAAAACAUCAGAGCAGGUGUAGAGAGUAAUUUUCAAAAAUAUACCCGUUCCCAGAUUGAUUCUCUUGGCACUCCAUACGAUUAUGACAGCGUGAUGCAUUAUGGCGAAAAGGCAUUCAGCAAAAACAACCGGCCAACAAUAGUGGUUAAGCAACAGGGAAAAAAGAUUGGUCAACGAAGUGGUUUGAGCUCCAUUGACGCAGAACAAGCACGGCUUCUUUAUCAAUGUAGCCCAGUAAAAGAAACCACAACUUUGCCGCCGACAACAACUCGACCACCAAAAACUACCAAAGCACCAACAGUCGUUUGUAGAGACAGCUACCCAGAGCGACUUUGUAACUUUAUAAAAACUUGGUUUACUUGCAAUAUCAAUGCGGCUUACACAAGUUGCAAGAAGACCUGCCAGCAAUGCUAGAGGCUGGGAGACCCUAGUGCAUCGCCCUUUCAGAAAUUAGCCCAACAGAAGAAAAGAUUAUCUCCUUUUCUCGUAUUUUUUUUCACUCCUUUUGAGGAAUUCUCACAAGAUGGUUUUUAGGAAGAAGAUUAGUUGAUAUUGUACACACAAGAAGGUCAAAAGCGAAUUUUCCUUAAGCAUUUUUUGUUCAUAAUUGUAGCUUUUUUAAAAAAUGUUGAUGUAAAAUGUUUCGUUACUGAUUAACUCAAUAAAGUAAUGGCUUAUCGGAA